This is a messenger RNA of Penicillium brevicompactum, 852 nucleotides long. RefSeq names its product MAM33 family protein. The coding region runs from base 1 to 852 and encodes 283 amino acids. The transcript has 4 exons. Gene Ontology annotation, biological process: cytosolic ribosome assembly. Gene Ontology annotation, cellular component: mitochondrial matrix. NCBI's taxonomy places the organism in Eukaryota, Fungi, Ascomycota, Eurotiomycetes, Eurotiales, Aspergillaceae. The record is from RefSeq and is a predicted model, not a curated record.
AUGCUGUCCCUUCGCACCAUCUCCCGCGCUGUGCCUCGCACUUUCUCGCGCUCCGUCGCCACCUCCGCUCUGCGCCCUGCUCUUCCCAAGGUCACUCCCCAACCCUGGAAGCAGGCCACCAAGCCCGCCUACGCUGCUUUCUCUACCUCUAGCAUCUUCAAGGCGCCCGCCGCUGAAGGUGACAUCGACCUUCUUGCUAAGCUCGAGGAUGAGCUGAAGCACGAGAAGACUUCCGAUAUCCCCGAAUUUAAGGAACAGCAGGAAAUCAUCCAAGAAAUUGUCAAGGCCGGUGAAUGGCAGGUUAAGGAUGUCGAGGGUGAGCAGGAGGUUGUCCUCUCCAAGAAGUUCGGCAACGAGAAGGUCAGCGUCAGCUUCACCGUCGCCGACAUCCAAAACAUCUCCGAGCAGGAGGACUUCGAUGAGGCUUCCCUGUCCGAUGACAUGGGAUACCAGAGCAAGGAUGGCCUUGAGAACGGCGAGGAGGCCGAGCACCCUGAGCCUAGCUUCCCUGCCCGCGUGAACGUCACCGUUGAGAAGCCCACCAACGGCGCUGUCCUCAUCCAGGCCGUCGUUCAGGAUGGUGUCUUCCAGAUCGAGGAAGUCUCCCACUUCGCUAAGGCCGAGCUCGCUCAGGCCCUGACUGCCGAGAAGGACUGGACCCGCCAGAGCCUUUACGCCGGUCCUCCCUUCGAGAACCUUGACGAGGACCUCCAGAGCCUCUGGGAGCGCUACAUUGAGGACCGCGGCAUCAACGCUGAGCUCGCCACUAUGAUCCCUGACUACAUCUCCGUCAAGGAACAGAAGGAGUACCUCCGCUGGUUGGAAAACGUCAAGAACUUCGUCGGUGCUUAA